Molecule: messenger RNA, 675 nt
Organism: Triticum turgidum subsp. durum (durum wheat)
Lineage: Eukaryota; Viridiplantae; Streptophyta; Magnoliopsida; Poales; Poaceae
Source: the annotation of a GenBank genome assembly
AUGGGGAACAUCCUGAGGUCCCUUCAGCCCCAGCAGCAGCAGCAGCAGGAGGAGGAACCCCUGGAUCCCCAUGGCCUCGCGCCGGCCGCCGCCGCCAUCGCCGCCCUGACGUGCGACCUCAGCAGCUUUGAAUCCUCAUCCAUGGUUCCGGAAGGGCUCGGACAGCACGUCACUUCGUCCCAGAAAGCACAGAUUAAUUGGUACAAGUGUAUUUUGGAAGCAUACAGGAACACAACCCCACCGAGAACACCAGCAGAGGCUGCCCAGCUAGUUGCGACAGCCCUAAACUGGAUCCCAAGAGUUGAUUUGGAGGCUAUUCUUGAAUUUUACAACUUCCCGAUCCCAACAAGCGAAGCAGCAUUCUCAAACCAACUUCCAACGGCACUUCCAGAUGGCGUGCAGUUUGUGCUGAACACUUUGCCGUGCUUUACACCAGCAUGGACAAAUGCUGUUUCUCAUAAUCACUAUGGUUCUCAGGUUAAUGCAAAGUGCAUUGGAGAUGGUGAUGGCUUUACUGCUUAUGUUGCUGUAAUGGAUGAUCCCAGGGAGUCGGCAAAUGUACCACAAAAAGUGUAUGAGAUGGUGACUGAAAGGACUCAAGCACGCAUCCGUAGGGAUUACGACAGGGCUGAUACUCUUCGGAGUACCAUUGACGAAGCUGGAUACAAGUAUUAA